Calliphora vicina (urban bluebottle blowfly) is the source of this 1261-nucleotide messenger RNA. RefSeq names its product pancreatic lipase-related protein 2. The record is from RefSeq and is a predicted model, not a curated record. Bases 154 to 1260 code for a protein of 368 amino acids. Gene Ontology annotation, biological process: lipid catabolic process. Lineage: Eukaryota; Metazoa; Arthropoda; Insecta; Diptera; Calliphoridae. The transcript is spliced from 4 exons. Gene Ontology annotation, molecular function: lipase activity.
AGACGUUUCUUCGAAUAUUUGGUUGAAGCCAAAGUCUAAAGCUCAAAGAGAAUUAAUGUCGUGUGUGAUUCGGUUCAGAUUGAACGUGUGUGUGAGUUGAAGCUUUUAAUACAAAAUCAAACGGAAAUUCGCCUUAAACUAUCGCAGAGAAAAAUGCAUUUCCUGCAUUUACAUUUUGUGAGCAUCGCCGCCUUUGUUUUAGUCAUUUUAUUAGUUAAACCAAAAUUCAGUAUAGCCAUCGGCCACAAGUGGCAUGCGAUGACGAGUACAUUUCGCUACUUACAAGAGACCAUGUUACGAACAAGUCUCAAUCGUGCUCAACUAAAUUAUGGCAUUAUUUUUGAAUGUCGUACAACCUCAAAUAAAAGAAUAGGUGAGGAAGCACAUUUCAGCUUGCAACUGGGAGACUUGAAAGGUUUUCGUCUCCUGGAUAACAAUAGAAAACUGGCUUUAUUCCUGCAUGGCUGGAAUGAUGAGGGCAGUAAGGGAUGGGUACAGGAAAUGUUAAGAACUUGGACAUUUUUUGAUCCCGAUCGCAGCGUUUGCGUUGUCGAUUGGGGCCACUUGUCACAGAACGAUUACAAGACUGCUUCCAUGUCUAUCUUUGAUGUGGGACUAACUGUGGCGGGUAUUGUUGAAGCUUUGGAGCAGUUAAGUUCUAAUAAUUUUAGCCGUAAAAAUGUAACUAUAGCUGGCUAUAGUUUAGGAGCACAUGCAGCUGGUUUUGCAGGAGCUGCUCUCAAUGGUGAAGUUGAACAGAUUAUAGGUCUAGAUCCGGCGGGUCCACUAUUCACCACGCCCUCGGUGGUGUCGCCCAAGUAUAGACUGGAUCAGAGUGAUGCACAAUUUGUACAAAUUCUACACACAUCAGCUGGUACUUUGGGAUCGGGUGUGAAAGCCGGACAUGCUGACUUCUAUCCCAAUGGUGGCAAGGCUCCGCAGCGUAAUUGCCGUAACUUUAUGAAUCUACAGGAUAUGCAAAAUACCAAUCCCAUUGCAUGCAGUCAUUCCACAGCGGCUGUGUUUUUCAAACAGUCCAUGGAUCCUACUUAUGCCUUUAUGGGCUACCAUUGUGAUAGUUAUAAGAACUAUGGCCGUGGUAUGUGCUGGAACAAUCGUCGAGGUCGUUUUGGCAUUCAUUCACAACGUGUGAGUCAUGGUAAUUUCUACUUCGAUACGCAGCCCAAUAAGCCCUAUGUAAAGCAGACAACAAGACGACGUUGGCAGACUUCACAACUUUGGAACAGUCGUUACGGUUAAU